AUGAGUUCCAUUUCUUCAUCGAUCCCUCAAACAGGGUCGAAAGACACUUCAUCUGUAUUCAUUGAAAUUGUAGACACUGCCCAGUCUGAUCCUCGACACACAGAAACUAUGCUUCCAGGUCUCCCGGUUGUUCAGACGAGGCCCGUCCUUCGCGGUACAGCCGAGUUUGAAGCUAAGCGAGCCGCUCUACUCGAGGCCUUCGCAUCAAAAGUGCCCGAAAACCUCCGCCUCCCUCUCAGUCUCAUUCAAAGUCCUCCCAGGGAUGUCACCAAGAUUCCCGCAACCUGUGGUAUCUUGACAACACAAGAGUUAGCCAUCACUGAGGACUAUGAUGCUGUCAGCCUUGUCGAGGCAGUCGCAAAUCGCAAGUUCGCCGCGGUAGCUGUUGCCCAAGCUUUCUGUAAGCGAGCUAUCAUCGCCCAUCAACUUACCUGCUGCCUAACGCAGUGGUUCAUGCAAGAAGCCAUCGAACAAGCCAGGGCCCUAGACGCAUACUUCAAUAAGCACGGGAAGACCAUUGGUCCGUUGCAUGGCCUGCCCAUCAGCAUCAAGGAUCACAUCCAAGUUGCCGGGACAUCUUCUUCUCAGGGGUGUUUUGCCAGUAUCACCGACGAUGACAGGGACGCUGAUAUAGUAGCCAUCUUGCGACGGCAGGGCGCUGUUGUCUACUGCAAGACCAACCAGCCACAGUCUUUGAUGCAUCUCGAGAGUGAUUCCCACUGGGGAAGAGUCCUGAACCCCUUCAACAUACAUCUAUCGGCUGGAGGAUCGACGGGUGGCGAAGCAGCCUUGGUCGCUAUGAAAGGCUCAGUUCUUGGUAUUGGCACUGAUAUUGGUGGCAGUAUUCGAGGACCAUCUGCCUUUUGUGGUAUCUAUGGCUUCAAAACCACUUCAAACAUCUUGCCUACCAGGGGGUACAUCAAGGGUGCUCCGCCUCCAGCUGUGUUGGACAUUCCACUUUCCACAGGACCGAUGUGUCGCUCUUUACGAGACAUAGACCUUUUCAUGAAGACUGUACUUGCUGCGAAGCCGUACUUGGAUGAUCCCAAUGUGGUUCCGAUUCCAUGGACGGGUCUUGGGACGCCAUUCAAUCGACGACUUAAAGUGGGCAUCGUUAGCAAUGACGGCUUCAUCGAGCCACAACCUCCUGUGAAGAGGGCUAUAUCAUGGGCCAAAAACCUCCUGUCAGAAGGCAAGUAUGCAGAUAUAGUCGAGGUGAAAGACUUCAAAAUCGUUGGUGCCGAAGAAGCUUGGAACCAAGUUAGAAGACUCUACUGGCCCGAUGGUGGUGAGCUCACCAAAGGAGGUAUCCUCUCAUCGGGAGAGCCCUUUCACCCUCUGACAGAAUGGAUUUACAAAGACGCAGAGCCACUCGGCAUGCACACAGCUCUAGAUAUCACUCAUCUCCACCAAACCAGAGACAAGUUCCGACUAGCCUUUGCCCAAAGCUGGAGUGACCAAGAUGUGGAUGUCAUUAUCGGCCCGGCGUUCGUCGGUCCAGCCUGCGCGCACGACACGGCCUUCUACUGGACAUACACCUCACUGUACAACCUUGUCGACUACCCUGGGGUGGUUAUUCCCACGCCUGUUAGGGCUGAAUCCGGGGAAGAGUACGAUGGGUGCUACGUGCCGUUGAGCGAGGCUUGUGGGCAUGUCAAGCAGCUAUGGGAGGAGGGGGAUUUUGCGGGUGCGCCGGUGAAUUUGCAGAUCGUGGCGCGGAGGUUUCAUGACAACGAGCUCUUCGGGGCGUUGCAAGUGUUGAAGGGGGUGUUGGGGCUUGUUUAG
This is a messenger RNA of Fusarium sp. VM40, 1785 nucleotides long. The record is from the annotation of a GenBank genome assembly. Lineage: Eukaryota; Fungi; Ascomycota; Sordariomycetes; Hypocreales; Nectriaceae.